Molecule: messenger RNA, 2811 nt
Organism: Meriones unguiculatus (Mongolian gerbil)
Lineage: Eukaryota; Metazoa; Chordata; Mammalia; Rodentia; Muridae
Gene: Sparcl1
Product: SPARC like 1
Exons: 11
Coding region: 465-2390 (641 amino acids)
Biological process (GO): anatomical structure development; signal transduction
Molecular function (GO): protein binding; calcium ion binding; extracellular matrix binding
Source: RefSeq, a predicted model, not a curated record
AGAAAACAAGCUUGAGGAGCCAAGUGCUUGCAUUCUGGCCAAGUUAGGAGCCUAUGAGAACAAGAGCCUGGGGGAGGGCCACUCGCCCCGCGCACGCAGCAGGAUCCGCUCUCUCCCUCUGGGGCUGCUCUGCCUGCAAAGCUCAGCAGCACCGAGAGAGCAAGACCCAGGGAUCUGCAACAGACACCAUGGCAGCCUGAAACACCCCCCUGGUGCCAACCUCCAAAUUCUCAUCUGUCACUUCAGAUCCUGACCGGCUGACAGAGCAGCAGAAUUUCAAUGCCAAUAAGCUCAAAUGUGCAUCUAGGUAAAGAAGCCAAGCUAACGAGCAAGGGGAUUGGAAGAGCUCCUCUUGGGCGUUUGUCAAACUUUUACUUCCUGGCUGUUUGCAAAGACAGAAUUCAGCUUCAGCUUCAAGGGACCCAGGCUCUGGAGCCAGCCACCUCUCAGCAGGUCCAGACAGCAUGAAGGCUGCGCUCUUCUUCCUGUACGUCCUGGGGACUGCAGCUGCCAUCCCGACAAAUGCAAGGUUUCUCUCUGGUCAUUCCAACCCAACUACGGCAACACCAGUGAUCCCCAACAAUGCUACAGUCCCCGUCGUGGAGGCCGAAGCUGCAGCAGACAUAGAAAGCAAUCCCACCGAGAAGGCUGAAAAACCUUCAGCCCUGAACUCAGAAGAGGAAACCCAUGAACAGUCAAUGGAACAGGACAAAACCUACAGCCACGAGGUGCAGCUGAAGGAUGAGGAGGAAGGUGAUGGAGAUUUAAGCGUGAACACGGAAUAUUCACCAACGGAAGAAACGCUGGAUCUACAAGAAGGUACAAGCGAGCCUCAACAGCAGAUGCUCCUGGGGAGCACCGGUUUCUCUGCCACUGCUUCUAGUUCCUCUGUGGAUUCUAACCAACGUGACAACAGCACAAAGGAGAGCCCGGCGCAGCCUGAAAGUGACUCCCACCAGCAACAGAACAAGAGCAGUAAGCAUAACCAAAACUUAAUGGAUAAAGAAAGCCAGAAGCAUGAUCCAAGCACUCCCAGUGAAGAAGAGGAGGAAGAGGAAGAGCCAGCAGAUGCUGGUGCCCCCAGUGAGAACCAAGAAGAAGGAGAGGAAUCGCCCGAGGAGCAGCCUGCCAGCAAGCCAGAGGGACCCCGUGACCACGCUGAUGAAAAGUUAGAGGAGCCCAGUCAGCCGACUCAGAUGAGUGAGAUGCCGAAGAAUGGAUCUGAGCAAGAAAACCAAGGGCAAGCGGGUGACGCUGAUGCGGAAGGGGAGGAUGGCAAGACAGAGAGCAGCAAGAAGAGUCAACAUGCAGAGUGGCAGGGCCAAGAAGGGGAGGCUUCCCUGGAAGCUUUUGGUAACCGGAAGAACAAGGAUGAAAAGACUGCUUCUGUGGAACCUACCGACGAUGGUGCCUUCGUGCCUAGGAAUCACGGAACCAGGGAUGAUGGGGGUGCUGAGGACUCUAAGCAUAGCGGAACUGAUGACUAUUUCAUUCCAAGCCAGGAACUCCUCGAGGCUGAAAGAAUGCAUUCUCUUUCCUAUUACCUCAAAUAUGGUGAGGAAACAACAGAUGGGAAUGAGAACGUAGAUAAAAGUGAGGCUGGAGACGACCAAGCGGCCAAGAAAGCUGAGAGUUCAUCAAAUGCUGGACCCUCAGAUGAGGGCAACUCCAGAGGGUACAGUGCUGAUUCAUGCACAAACUUCCAGUGCAAAAGGGGACACACUUGCAAAACAGACCGACAGGGGAACCCCCACUGUGUUUGCCAAGACCCGGAGACUUGUCCCCCUGCAAAAACCCUCGACCAAGUCUGUGGCACUGACAACCAGACCUACACCAGCUCCUGCCACCUGUUUGCUACCAAGUGCCGGCUGGAAGGGACCAAGAAGGGACACCAGCUGCAGCUGGAUUACUUUGGAGCUUGCAAAUCUAUCCCUGCUUGCACGGACUUUGAAGUGGCUCAGUUUCCCCUGCGGAUGAGAGACUGGCUGAAAAACAUCCUGAUGCAGCUUUAUGAACCGAAUCCGAAACACGACGGCUAUCUAAACGAAAAGCAAAGGAGCAAAGUCAAGAAAAUUUACCUGGAUGAGAAGCGGCUCCUGGCUGGAGACCACCCCAUUGAGCUUCUGCUGAGGGACUUUAAGAAGAACUACCAUAUGUAUGUGUACCCUGUGCACUGGCAGUUUAAUGAACUGGACCAGCACCCUGCAGACAGGAUCCUGACCCAUUCCGAACUUGCCCCCCUGAGGGCUUCCCUGGUGCCCAUGGAGCACUGCAUAACGCGCUUCUUUGAGGAGUGUGACCCCAACAAGGACAAGCACAUCACCUUGAAGGAAUGGGGCCACUGCUUUGGAAUUAAAGAAGAGGACAUAGAUGAAAACCUUCUGUUUUGAAAUAAGAGUUGGAAGACUCGGAACUUUCUGGCUGGCCUCUCCUGCUUCAACUGCUUCGGAAUACCUGCAGUCACGACACUGUAGAUUCACAUUUAGCAAAAUGCUUGUUUGCAUGUAAGACAAUGCUAGCAGGUGCUUCUUGGUGAUGUGUGUAUGUGCCAGGCGCUUAACAUUAACUUAGGAAAUAAAACUUUAACAUUGUAGAGUCAACGGCUGCAGGCUGCGCCCUCUGGCGACAGUUUUAACUGGUAGCGAUGUCAUUUCUGCCUCUACUUUUAUAAUUGAUAAUCACAAAACACACACACAAAAACCUGUGUUUGUAUUGCCCAUACCACCUCAUGCACGCUAGGGAUGUGGGAUGUGGUGACAUGCCUCAUUUUGAGUAUCUUCAUGUCCUAAUAAACAGUCUAUAAAGCCUCAA